Messenger RNA from Podarcis lilfordi (Lilford's wall lizard), 447 nucleotides. Lineage: Eukaryota; Metazoa; Chordata; Lepidosauria; Squamata; Lacertidae. The record is from the annotation of a GenBank genome assembly.
GUGGCGCUCAAAGACAGACGUUUGUGGCGCCGGCACAUAGACCAGCUUAGGCACAGGGUUGGGGACUUGGGCACUACCGUGGUGCCCCCAACUGCGCUCGUGGCUCCGGAACAGACACUUACAGAUGGUGAGGCUCCACCUACACCUCUCUCACAAACUGAGGGCGUGGAGCCGAACCAAGCCACCACAGAGAGUCUGCAGGACUUCCCACAGACUCAGACCACUGCCGUGCCUGACAUUCCGCCAACUCCACUUGCAGAGGUUCCACCUACAGCAGCGGAUCCAGGGGACUUGGUUUCAAUGCCACCUAAGGUCGCGCCACAGCCUCAGCAAGAAUUGGGCAGUCCCCCAGACUUGGGUACCGGUCCCCUGCAGUCUGGCAGAGUUUCCAAGCACCCAACUUAUUUAAAGGACUAUGUUGUUGGACAUGUAACACUGUUGGUCUAA